GGUCGGUUUCUAAACCCUGGCGAUCUUGUGGAGAUAGAAUAUCCAUCAAGCGAGCGUGAAAGCAUUAUUGCUGUCUAUGUCCGCCGCUGCGGUUCCACCAUGGGUCAGUUCUUCACCAUGAAUGGAAGGUGGAUGCACUUGGACCAGAAAGCGGCACAAUACAGCAUUUCUGGCUUCGUCGACGCGAAAGAGCUUGAGCCAAUCUUGGAGUAUCUGCCCAAUGUUCAAAGCAGAGCAGACUUGGAAGACCUUAGGGCGAAGGCCAUGGUUGACGAUCUGUCUGUACCUCGUCCCGUAGCAGCACCACUGGUUCGAAAAUUAACAGGCUUCUACAACGAAGCGCAGGAGAUAUAUCGCCGCCAUGCUAAUGCUUUGGACAAUGCGCACAACCUCCUCGCUCACGAGACAGACUUGCGCUACGGCUCGCUCGAAUCUGCUGCAAUGGCGCUCCUCAAAUUGCCUGCCGACAAGCUGCCAAUGACCGCACUGUUCACACAGGUCAGAAUGGUGGAGCAGGUACGUAACUGGAUUCGCCAAUGGCAAGACGAUCUUGCGAUCACACCAGGUAUGAACGGACGGCAAGCGGACAAGCACAAGCCCAGCAAGGGCGCUCGCAUUCUUUACAGCUUCGUCGAGAAGUCGAAGCAAAUUGUCGCUAUGCAACGACAGAAUCGUCAGCCUACACUGUGGCAUAACGUUGGUCCAAGCAAGACACGACUGCCUCUCACCGAGGAGAAUCCCGGCUGCGUCAGGCUCGAGACUGGUCAUCAGUUCACAGACGAUGAGCAAGACGUUAUCCGCUUCCUCGAGGCCUGGUGCUGCAGUAUGAUGUUUACCGGACUGCCUCGGAUUUCCAGUAUGCCGCCAUUGAUUCUCCAUGCUACUGGUCUCUACAAUGAUAUCGAAGGCCAGAAGAUGGACUUGACCGCUGCGACGGGUUUCAUGUUCUUGCAAGAAUUGGGUGUGGUCAUGCCCCACGACAACCGUGUCCGUUUCGAUCAACAUCUGCUGUUGCCGAGCUCUCAACACAGCAAGCCUCUUCAAAACCUCAUGGCCAGCCUGAUGGCCAUGCGAGACAAUCACAACUUGCGCGACUCUAUGUCCCAGCUUCGACACGAUUGGAAGGAUCUCCCUGUCUACUGCGUUGACGAUGCUUCUGCACAAGAGAUUGACGACGGCAUCUCGGUUGAGAAGGCAGUUGCAGGCUCCGAUGGCCAAGAGCUGCACUGGUUGCACAUCCACAUCGCCAACCCCACAGCAUUCUUCUCACGGGACCAUCCCUUGGCUAAGAUGGCCAGACACAUGGGCGAGACCAUCUAUAUGCCAGAACGCAAUUACAUGAUGUUGCCAAGGUGGGCGACGCAGAGACACUUCAGCUUAGGGCCUAACAGACCAUGUCUUACCUUCAGCGCUAAGCUUGACUCACAAGGCAAUACAUUGGAGUACAAAGUCCAGCCUGGCAUUGUCCGAAAUGUGAUACGGAUUACUUACGACGAGCUCAACAAGCUACUGGGUGCAGCGGAGGACGUCGGUGUGAAUGCGAUCUUCAUCAAUGUCAAUGGAACUCCUCCGCCAUCCCGUGCACAAAAAAGUGGAAUCUCAGAGUUUGGUGAAGCGAAUAUGAACGACAUGAAGAUUAUCCACUAUCUUGCCCGUCAAAGAUCCUUGAUUCGAAAACGUGGAGGCGGUGUCUUCUUCUCAACCCCGAAGCCAGAGGCAACAGUAUGGCAGAUCUCAAAGCAGAGUGGUCUAGCCUGGGAUCAGCCCUACAGAAAAGGCUCAAGGACUGUUUACGGCGAUCCUGUUGUUCAAGUGCGCACUGAACCAUUCACAAAUUGGUUCGCCGCUGCAACCGUUUCCUCGCAACUUUUCGUCGCCGAAGCUAUGUUGCUUUGCGCCGAAAUUGCGGCUUCCUUCUGUGCCGAGCGCAACAUCCCCAUCAUCUAUCGAGGCUCCGAAACAGUCGCAGACGCAAAUUAUGUUGACGUGGAUGCCAUGCAAAAAGUCUUGAAAGCUCAAGAACUUCUCAACUCCAACCAGGACCUCCCACUCCACAUAGGCCUCGCAUACAUGAAAAGUUUCGGCGGCAGCAUCCUCCGCACAUACCCCGUCAAACACAGCAUGUUGGGCAUGGAACGCUACGCCAAAGUCACCUCCCCUCUCCGCAGAUACGGCGACAUGAUCAUCCACUGGCAAAUCGAAGCCGCCCUCCGCCACGAAGCCGAAACCGGAAAAUCCAUGCUCACAACCGACCCUAAAUCCGACCGCUCAUUCCUCCCCUUCUCACUCCCCAUCCUCCAAACGAUCAUGCUCGGCCUCCAACCCCGCGAAGUCAUGAUCAUGCGCGCGAAAGAGUAUUCCGAAAGGUUCUGGCAAAUCUACACUAUGUUUCAUAAAGUCAGAUUCGGAGCUAAUACACCCGAAGGCUCUCUGGGGGAUUUGCUCAAGAGUUUGGAUCCGACUUCUGAUGGUGAAACAUUCAGGGUGUUUGUUCAGACGAGACCUGAUAUUGAUAAUCAAACGAAUGUGGGAGUUCAUAUUAUGGAACUGGGUCUGCCGAUGUCGAUGAUAAGGCCUGAGAAUUGUCCGCGUGUGGAGGAUGGCGUCGUUGCUAGGCAGGGAGAUGUUUGGGAAGCGAAGAUGAAGUAUGUGGACGUUUAUCCGCGGAAUGUUGUUGUGGAGCCUGUUAGGUUGGUGGGAAGG
Messenger RNA from Pseudocercospora fijiensis CIRAD86, 2703 nucleotides. RefSeq lists its product as uncharacterized. The record is from RefSeq and is a predicted model, not a curated record. Gene Ontology annotation, molecular function: 3'-5'-RNA exonuclease activity; RNA binding. The transcript has 2 exons. NCBI's taxonomy places the organism in Eukaryota, Fungi, Ascomycota, Dothideomycetes, Mycosphaerellales, Mycosphaerellaceae. The annotation marks the transcript as partial. Gene Ontology annotation, cellular component: P-body; exosome (RNase complex). Gene Ontology annotation, biological process: mRNA catabolic process.